This is a messenger RNA of Paraphaeosphaeria sporulosa, 1260 nucleotides long. RefSeq lists its product as uncharacterized. Lineage: Eukaryota; Fungi; Ascomycota; Dothideomycetes; Pleosporales; Didymosphaeriaceae. The transcript has 2 exons. The record is from RefSeq and is a predicted model, not a curated record. Bases 291 to 926 code for a protein of 211 amino acids.
AGCACAACACAACAAAAGCAGACGCGACAGAUGCGGGGCGACUGCGACACGUCUGCACGAAUCAUAGUGGUGCCAAGACGCAAGGUUGACUACACAGGUUGAAUACAUGCAUGCGGGUGUCACCAGAACCGGAACAGUAAGGCUUGCGAACCUCGUUGCCUAAGGGACCAAUGCUCCUACUUGUACAUUCGACGUUUACUAGAACCGCAUAGUCCCUCACACUACGACAUAUCUACACUUUACAAGCCCAAGACCAUCACAGAGCAUACCAGACUCCAAUCAGUUUUACUAUGGCAUCAACCAUCCCCAACGAGCGCAGGCUGCGCCAAAUCACCGUCGCUACUCUUCUUCCUGCUUUUCCCCUGCUCAUAGCGUCGGGCGCGAUGGUGGGGAAAGAGAAUUAUAACAACUACAAUUGGAACUGGAAUCAGCACUUGUACCCCACUGUCAUCUACUUCGGCCUGCUCCCGACCUUUCUCUCCGCGAUCACUUCGGGAAUUGCCCUCCAGGCCAAACACGACCCGCUGGCCAAACGUGCUCCCUGGGUCACAGGGCUGUGGGUGUUGAACGAUCUUGUCUUGGCACUGGGGAACCUGGCCAUCCUGAUCCCGAUUUGGAUCAGCGAGCCGGCAGCCAUGGGGGGCCAUGGGGACUGGAUGAUGCUGGAGACAUACGCGACGGUGUUCUUGAUGUCAAACAUGUUCAUUCACACGUAUCUCGCCUUGUACCCGUUCAAGUCGCUGUUCAACUUCGAAUGCCAGAAGAAGUGCCCGCACUGCCACGGAAGGCUCGGUGGUUCUCAUGUGGAGACUGUUGCCACCAAGGGCGAGGGAUACAGCCUUCUCCGGGCCGAGAACUACUUGGAUGAGCACGAGGCGGAGGCCAGCACCGGCCCCAUCAGGCUGUCCACCGACUCUGAAGCUUAGAUGAUAUAGCAAAGUCUCACAGGUGAUUGUUAAGCAUGAAACAGAACCUCAUGGUGAAGUCUCGUGGCUGGACCGCGAAACAGAGGGGUUACUGGGUGAGUUUGAACUGGGGCUUAGUGCCAGGUGGCUGGGCAACUCGAAGCAUGAGUUAUGGGUGGGGGCUCGGAAAUGUGUCAUGACGUACUGCGGGAAUAUGCGCUACUUUUGGGUGUUUGGACGACUUUCCUACUCUCUCGUUUUGAACAGGCUGUGUCGACACAGCCAUAUCUUGUCUGUGACCUGUCAUAGCAUAUGAAUUACAACACACUCACAGGUCACCAUCAAAAUGAGUUUU